Molecule: messenger RNA, 948 nt
Organism: Galeopterus variegatus (Sunda flying lemur)
Lineage: Eukaryota; Metazoa; Chordata; Mammalia; Dermoptera; Cynocephalidae
Product: olfactory receptor 3A1
Exons: 1
Coding region: 1-948 (315 amino acids)
Biological process (GO): G protein-coupled receptor signaling pathway
Cellular component (GO): membrane
Molecular function (GO): olfactory receptor activity; G protein-coupled receptor activity
Source: RefSeq, a predicted model, not a curated record
AUGAAGCCAAAAUCUGGGGCCAAUGGAACAGCCAUUACUGAGUUCAUCCUGCUGGGCUUGGUGGAGUCACCAGAGCUGUGGCCAGUUGCCUUUGUGCUCUUCCUCUUAGCCUACCUGGUCACAGUAGGGGGCAACCUCAGCAUCCUGGCAGCCAUCCUGGUAGAGCCCAAACUCAACACCCCCAUGUACUUCUUCCUGGGGAACCUAUCAGUGCUGGAUGUUGGGUGCAUCAGUGUCACUGUUCCUCCAAUGUUGGGUCGUCUCUUAUCCCACAAGCAUACAGUUCCCUAUGGAGCCUGCCUCUCCCAGCUCUUCUUCUUCCAUCUGCUGGUUGGGGUGGACUGCUUUCUGUUGACAGCCAUGGCCUAUGACCGAUUCCUGGCCAUCUGCCGGCCCCUCACCUACAGCAUUCGCAUGAGCCAGACAGUCCAGAGGAUAUUGGUGGCUGUGUCUUGGGCUUGUGCCUUCACUAAUGCACUCACCCACACUGUGGCCAUAUACACACUCCACUUUUGUGGUCCCAAUGUGAUCAAUCACUUCUACUGUGACCUCCCACAGCUCUUCCAGCUCUCCUGCUCCAGCACCCAACUCAAUGAACUGCUGCUCUUUGCUGUGGGUUUCAUCAUGGCAGGUACCCCCAUGGCUCUUGUUAUCAUCUCUUAUGCCCACGUGGCAGCUGCAGUUGUACGAAUCCGCUCUGUGGAGGGAAGGAAGAAAGCCUUUUCCACUUGUGGCUCCCACCUCACUGUGGUCACCAUUAUCUAUGGUUCAGGUAUCUUUAACUACAUGCGACUAGGUUCAGUGAAGCUUUCAGAUAAGGACAAAGCUGUUGGAAUUUUUAACACUGUCAUCAACCCCAUGCUGAAUCCUAUCAUCUACAGCCUCAGGAACCCUGAUGUGCACGGCGCCCUCUGGAGGUUUCUCACAGGGAGGCGGUCAGUGUCUUGA